Molecule: messenger RNA, 3736 nt
Organism: Psammomys obesus (fat sand rat)
Lineage: Eukaryota; Metazoa; Chordata; Mammalia; Rodentia; Muridae
Gene: Chst1
Product: carbohydrate sulfotransferase 1
Exons: 3
Coding region: 280-1515 (411 amino acids)
Biological process (GO): N-acetylglucosamine metabolic process; keratan sulfate proteoglycan metabolic process; carbohydrate metabolic process
Cellular component (GO): Golgi membrane
Molecular function (GO): N-acetylglucosamine 6-O-sulfotransferase activity; keratan sulfotransferase activity
Source: RefSeq, a predicted model, not a curated record
GGAGGAUGCCGCCGCCGCCACCCGCGGGACCCCGGCGAGCCUGACUCCAGACCGAGGAUGGAGCCGGCGCUGGGCGCUGCAGCAGCUCCCGGCGCUCCCGCCACCAGGUAGCUGCUGUGUGUGCUGCAUAUGGUUGGAAGAAGACCCCUGUCCCCAGCUGUUCCUUUGGAACGACCUUCUCGACCUGAAGGCCUGGGGUGAUCGGCCUGCAUCACAGGACCGGUUGAAUUCUAGAAGACCCCGUGCCUUGGAGCAGCAGCCCCAUGACGGUGCCCAGCCAUGCAAUGUUCCUGGAAGGCUGUCCUCCUCCUUGCCCUGGCCUCCAUUGCCAUCCAGUACACAGCCAUCCGCACGUUCACUGCCAAAUCUUUCCACACCUGCCCUGGGCUGACAGAGACUGGGCUAGCAGAGCGGCCCUGUGAGGAGGGCCCCACCUUCUCCUAUAACCUCUCCAGGAAGACCCAUGUGCUCAUCCUGGCCACCACACGCAGCGGCUCCUCCUUCGUGGGCCAGCUCUUCAACCAGCACAUGGACGUCUUCUACCUGUUUGAGCCCCUCUACCACGUCCAGAACACACUCAUUCCCCGCUUCACCCAGGGCAAGAGCCCCGCAGACCGCAGGGUCAUGCUGGGCGCCAGCCGGGACCUGCUGAGGAGCCUUUAUGACUGCGAUCUCUACUUUCUGGAGAAUUACAUCAAACCACCUCCCGUGAACCACACCACCGACAGGGUCUUCCGCCGAGGAGCCAGCAGGGUCCUCUGCUCCCGUCCAGUGUGCGACCCUCCAGGGUCCCCCGACCUGAUUCUGGAGGAAGGGGACUGCGUGCGCAAGUGCGGCCUGCUGAACCUGACCUUGGCAGCUGAGGCCUGUCGAGAGCGCAGCCAUGUGGCCAUCAAGACCGUGCGGGUGCCUGAAGUGAACGACUUGCGGGCCCUGGUGGAAGACCCCAGGUUGAACCUCAAGGUCAUCCAGCUGGUGAGAGACCCUCGUGGCAUCUUGGCUUCUCGGAGCGAGACCUUCCGGGACACCUACCGACUCUGGCGGCUUUGGUACGGCACGGGGAGGAAGCCCUACAACCUGGACGUGACACAGCUGACCACUGUGUGUGAGGAUUUCUCCAGCUCAGUGUCCACCGGCCUCAUGCGGCCCUCCUGGCUCAAGGGCAAGUACAUGCUGGUACGUUAUGAGGACCUGGCCAGAAACCCAAUGAAGAAGACAGAAGAGAUCUACGAAUUCCUAGGUAUCCCCCUAGAUGGUCAUGUGGCGCGCUGGAUCCAGAACAAUACGCGGGGCGACCCCACUUUGGGCAAGCACAAAUUUGGCACGGUGCGCAACUCUGCAGCCACGGCUGAGAAGUGGCGCUUCCGCCUCUCCUAUGACAUCGUGGCCUUUGCCCAGAACGCCUGCCAGCAGGUGCUGGCUCAGCUGGGCUACAAGAUGGCCAAGUCGGAAGAGGAGCUGAAGAACCCGGCCAUCAGCCUCGUGGAGGAGCGUGACUUCCGCCCAUUCUUGUGACCUGGGCAUGGCGGGCGUGGGAGGCAGGUGACGCUGGUUUUGCUGAUGUGGACCUUCUAUGGGCCGUUUUUUAACUGUUGCCUUAUCUCCCUCCUCCCUCUCCACCCCGCGUGUCUUUUUCAUGCCCUACCCAAUCUCCACCCUCCUCCCUCUCCCACUCUGUCUGUGUGUCCUUCCCAUGCCCUACCCGCUCCCCUUCCUUUUGUCCCUCCCACACCAGCUGUGUGUCCUUCCUGCUCUUGCCCGUUCCCCUUCCCCCUGCCCCUUUUUGCCCCUGAAAUUUGCACUAUGUCUCUGGAGGGGAAUCACUGGGGCAGAGGGCACGUGAUAUGGCUUAUGCCCCCCCACCCCGUUCAGACACAAGGACGUUGGGUCUCUAUUCGGAUGGGGCCAAUGUUUACAGGCACCCGCUCACACGUUCACGCGUGCGCAAAGGCACACGAGGAGAGGCGGCCCGGCACACAACUUCUAGUUUUUGCAAUUGUCUCCUCAAGGUAGGAGGAUGGACACAAAGGGACCACCUCUCCCAGGUUAGGGAAAGGGCCCGCCCCUCCCCAUCCCUGCUCCCCCGCCCUAGACAGGCGCUCCCUCCUCUGGAGCAGGGCACCUGUCCCUCCUGCGCACCCUUGCCUGGUGGUGAGCAGGGUUUUACUGUGAGGUGAACUGGGACUACUUUCUUUCUGUUUGGUUUGUGGUGAGCUUGUCUGUCUGAGUCUUGUGGCUAACCCUGGAUGGCUAAUGAAUCUUAGACGUUUCCGAUUGAUCUUGGGGUCCCUCUGUGAUAUUUCUUUGUGCCAAAAAAAAAAAAAAAAAAGACAAAAAAUGUGGAUCAGUUUGCUAAAUGAAAAUUGAAAUGCUUUGUGUUUUCUGUAAAUAAAAAUGUGCAGUACUGUCUGAGUGUGAUUUGGGGGACCUUCUGAAUGAUAGACAAUGGGCUCUGGAUAUUUCUGGCUUUGGAGACAAGAUAAAGAAGGAAUAGUGGGAAUGAAAUGGACAAACCUGCAAUUCAGAACUAUAUUAAAAAAAAAAACCUAGAAUAUCCUUUUAAAAUUCUUUAUAAAUGAUCUAUCUUGAUAUGAUCUACAACUUCCCCUCCCACUUCACCCGGGAACCUCCAACUGUCUCUUUCUAAUCCUUCUAGCUCCCACCUUCCAGAUCUUUGGCCACCCUCCAUACUUGCUUGGGGCUUUCAAUUUUGUUCCCUUCUUAUUGGCUGAGAUGGAUGGUACCUUCCCGCCACGGUGCUCAAAGUAUUUAACGAGAGCUGUGGCUUUGGGAUUCAGCAUGAGGUAAGAAUCUGGCCCGGAGACCCCCAUCCUGCUGUACCAGGGCUUCCUCCUUUAGUUAGGGGGUCUGGGGCCAGGGAAGCAGGGGAGAAGGGGCAUCCUACAUGCAGGUGGCUCGGGGCAGGGGCUGCUCCUCAAGCUGCCUGGAAACAGUUCGGUGUCUAAGGAGUCCGCUGAGUUUCCUGGUAUACACAGCAGUGGGGUGUGUGUUGUGCUUACUCACCAUCUUUCCCUGGCCAGCUAGCAGGCUCUUCUGAGAAGCUCCCCCAGUCCUCACCCCAAGAAACAUACAUAACAUGAAAGUUACUAAAAAAAAAAUUAAAUGGUAUGUUUUUACCAUGAUUUAAGAACUAAAAAGAAACUGGCUCCUCUGAUGGGUUAGAGCACGUGGCCCAGGAGUGAAUCCCUUCUCCCAGCAGAAAUUGGUCCCAAGCUGACAUCUCUAAGCUCCAGUUACAUAACAGAAAAUUUACCAUGAAAAUUUAAACCUUGAACUCCAGUCAUUUGCCGCCAUCAUCGUCAUUUUCUGUAUAUGGAGUUUUGGCUGCCUGUAUGUCUGGGCACUAUGUGCAUGCCUGGUACAUGUGGAAGCCAAAACUUGGAUCCCCUGGAUCUGGAGUUACAGUUAGUUGUGAGCCUCCAUGUGAGCACUGGGAAUUAAACCUUGGUCCUCUGGAAGAACAGUCAGUGCUUUUAACCACCGACUCAUCUCUCCAGCUUCCUUCUUCAGAACUGUUUUGAAGAGUACACCUCAUUAAAUACUCUAGAGUGUGCCAUCAUGCCCACCACCCUCCUCCAAAACUUUUCAUCUGGUAAAACUCAAAGUCUGUUCCUUCAAAACAACCCACUCCCAUCUCUCCCACAGCCCCUGGCAACCAUCUCACUUUCAUCUGUAUGUUUCUGACUAGUGUGAUGAUGCUAUCUAUAUAAAUGGA